Messenger RNA from Paramecium pentaurelia, 1454 nucleotides. The record is from the annotation of a GenBank genome assembly. Lineage: Eukaryota; Ciliophora; Oligohymenophorea; Peniculida; Parameciidae.
AUGUCAGACGAAGAAUAACCCCAAUGUGAUUAUCAAAAGUUCCUUAAUUAAUUACAUACAGUUAAAAAAAUGGAUGAUGUUGAAGUCUUAGAUUCAAGUGAUGAAUUUUAAAUGGAAAAAAAUGAGACUUAAUACAGCUAAUAAAAUAUUUACCAUUCAGGAUUGGAUGAAUUUGUUAUUCCACCUAAAGAACAGGACUCAGUUUCAAUAGAUACUAAACCAUACGAAAGUACAUAAAUUGUUAAACCUAAGAUUCAACCUGUCUAAGUAUGCUGUUUAAAUUUUAAUUAGUUACCUCCUUUAUCUAAAAAGAUAAACAAAGCUAUAGAAAGAAAAUUUUGUUUUAAAAAUGUGGAAAUCAAUUAAUAGUUGUUAAAAUAUGAGACUGUUUUUUAUGAAAUUGAAAGUUAUAUUGAUGAAAAUGAUAAAGCACUUGUUAUUAGAUAAUAUUCUGAUUUUGAAUGGCUAUUCGAAGAGCUUGUUGAAAACUUUCCAGGUAUAAUUAUACCUUCGAUUCCUUAAAAGAAUAUGUUAGCUAAAUUCAAUAUAACAGGCUAUACAAAUUCUAUUAGAUCUUAGCGAUAAAAAGGACUUGAGGAAUUUUUAAGAAAAUGUUUAAGUCAUGUUUAAUUGAAGGAUUGUGAAAUAAUUGAAAAAUUUAUGACAUUAUAGGAUUAAGACUUUAAAAAACUUGUUUAGAAUUAUUAAACAUAAAAAUAAUAGAAAUUAUUUAUAAAUGUCAGUAAAAAUAUGGUAGUAAAUGCAUUUGGAAAAAUUGGAAAUAUCUUUUUUAGUAUUUUUUAUUAAUUAUAUAUAAUCAGAUGCAUAAAAUAAUGACAACGAAAUGGAAAAAUAUUGCUAAAUUGCUGUGUAAGAAAUCAAUAUAUAGAAAGUUAAAAUUAAGAAUAUUAAAGAUUAAUUAGAAAAGACAUUUCUUAAUAAAUUUGAAUAGAGUAAAUAAUUUAUGAAAUUAUCUACUUUAUUUGAUGAAAUUUAAAAUGAUAUAGGAUAUAAAGAACAUAUGAAUUCGAAAUGUGAAACUAUAUCAUUAGCAUUAAGAGAUUCAUUUACUAAUGUUAUGCCAAUAAUCUAUACAAUUGAUGUAAUAAUAUAUUGAAAAUUAGGCUAGUAAUACUUAUUAGAUAUGGAAGUAGUUUUGAAUAUUGUCAAAUAUAGAGCAGAUUUAUAAUAAUUGAUAACUGAUCAUGCAGCUGCUUUAACAAGUGCUAAAUAUACUGUAUUAUAUAUUAUUUAUUUAAAAGCCUGAAUAAUAAGCAUUAAUAUAGACAUAAUUGAAUGAUCAUUAAAAAAACAUGAGUAAAUUUGUUGAAAAUUUUAAAGAUGAAUAUGAAAAAUUUACAGAUUAAUACAAUAAACAUUUUAAUAAGAUGAUGCAGACAGUAUUACAAGUGUGGCAACAAAUCAAUACUCAAAUGUAAGAAACUUGGCUUUGA